Messenger RNA from Zootermopsis nevadensis, 4987 nucleotides. Its product is annotated as aminoacylase-1. Gene Ontology annotation, cellular component: cytoplasm. NCBI's taxonomy places the organism in Eukaryota, Metazoa, Arthropoda, Insecta, Blattodea, Termopsidae. Gene Ontology annotation, molecular function: aminoacylase activity. Gene Ontology annotation, biological process: amino acid metabolic process. The record is from RefSeq and is a predicted model, not a curated record.
AGAGGUGUCUGCUGCAAUAGUUGAACUGUGCAAAGCGCAACGUUGGCUAGCGAUGUCACCAGGGAAGAAAGAAGCAGGUGUAGAGGAUGAAGCUGUUGCUAAUUUUCGUGAAUAUUUACGUAUCCCCUCCGUUCAGCCGGACGUGAAUUACGAUGACUGCGUUGCAUUCCUGAAGAAACAAGCGGUUCAACUAGGUUUACCACUACAAGUUUAUUCUGUAGUGUUUGGGAAACCGAUUGUGGUGUUGACAUGGGAAGGUUUGGAGCCAGGACUUCCAUCAGUACUGCUGAACUCUCACAUGGAUGUAGUUCCAGUAUUUCCUGAGAAAUGGACACAUGACCCUUUUAGUGCCGAUAAGGAUAAAAAUGGGAACAUAUUUGCCCGUGGGGCACAAGAUAUGAAAUGCGUGGGAAUUCAGUAUUUGGAGGCUGUACGCCGUCUCAAAUCUGAAGGAGUCCGACUCAGAAGGACAAUUCACAUUUCAUUUGUGCCAGACGAAGAGAUUGGUGGUAAAGAUGGCAUGGCUAAGUUUGUCAGCACUCCUGACUUCCGUGACUUGAACAUCGGCUUUGCCCUGGAUGAAGGCAUGGCAAGUCCUUUUGAACAAUUUUCACUCUUUUAUGGAGAGCGGAGUAUAUGGCAUAUGUUCGUACACUGCCCGGGUACUCCAGGUCAUGGGUCCUUGCUGCUGCCAGAUACAGCUGGAGAGAAAGUUCGCAUCAUUAUAGACCGUUUCAUGGACUUUCGAGAGCAAGAGAAAAAGAAGUUGGGGUCAAACCCAAGCCUAACUGUUGGUGAUAUCACUACUGUGAACCUGACGCAACUUAAGGGUGGUGUUCAAUCAAAUGUUGUUCCUCCAGAAUUGGUGGUAGUGUUUGAUGUGCGAUUGGCUGUGACAGUAGAUCAUGCAGAGUUUGAGGCUAUGGUGAAUAGAUGGUGUACUGAAGCGGGGCCUGGCACGUACGUUGAGUUUGAGCAGAAGGAACCCAAAAUACAGGUGACCAAACUGGACAGUUCCAACCCGUGGUGGCUUGCUUUCAAGAGAGCUUGUGAUGAUAUGAAGUUAGAAUUGAAACCUGAUAUAUUUCCUGGUGGAACGGAUAGCCGUUAUGUGAGAGGGGUUGGUUUACCUGCCCUAGGGUUCUCGCCAAUGAAUAAAACUCCAGUACUGCUUCAUGAUCAUGAUGAAUUUCUCAAUGAAGAUGUGUUCCUGAAGGGCAUCGACAUCUAUUACCAGAUUAUCCCGGCUGUUGGCAAUGUUCCCUCUGCAAAGAAAUGAGUGUUUGUAUCUUCAUGGGUCAUGUUUGCAAAGAUGCCUUCACAUGAAGUGAUGUUGAAAUUGUGAGUAGCAGCGUCAGCAGUAGUGUAUUCACCUUUACCGUAUUGAGUAAUCUCCUUCCUGUUGUAUGCUAACUGAACUUUGUUUACGUACGUUUACUUGCCAUUGUGCAAAAUACGUCUUUAAUUUUUGAAGUAGAUAAAACCAAUUGUGUAUGUGCAUUUUUUUAAUUAGUAAAGAGUAUAGUAAAUUCUUUUCGGGCUACCGCCUUGAUCAUACGUUAGUAAAGAGUAGGUUAAUUUUGUAGGAUAUUCAGUUGAUUUCCACAGACCAUAGAAAUAGAGCCCACUUCAAAUUUGAUUACCUCAUUUGCACUUUUACUGCUUUGUGAUUUUAUAGUGGUUUAACGUCUUAGGCUGGCGCCACACGACCGUACAAAGUACGUCCGUCGUAACGCAGUUCGUGAUGUCCGUCAUAGAAUUAUGAAGGGGCAUAUAGGAUACAACACACAUGUGCGUGUGCUUCGUGUGUUGUACCCUAUAUGCCCCUUCAUAAUUCUAUGACGGACGUCACGAACUUCGUUACGACGGACGUACUUAGUACGGUCGCAUGGCCCCAGCCUUAGUGCCAUUUUGAAGCUUACAGUUUCUUUGUUAUAAUUCAUUAAUAACAAAGUGUUUUAUUAUGGUUAUUCUGAUGUAAGUUAUUCUAUCAUGGUUAGUAAAUAUUUUUUCUUUCAAAGUUUUGUUGUACGGUGCAGAUGACAGGAUAUCGCGACUGAUUUGAAUAAAUAAAUUACAUGCAAAAAUACGUGCAUCGUGGAAAUUCUUAAGGUAUAGCAAUAUAAAUUCUGAGCUAGCAUCAAGCACAAAUAACAUUCCCAUUAUACUAUCGUUGCUUAUUAUUUAUUUAUAAAAAAGUAAAUGUAAAGCUGUUCCACUAUACGCCUUGUAGGCGCUUGGGGGAGGGGAUGCAUAGCUCCUACUCAUUCUUGAGAGUUUAUGUUAAAUGAUAGAUGCUUGCUAUCCUUAGGUGGCCUAAUAAUGUUUAUAGUUGACAUAUUUUUAAUUUUGCCGUGCUCAGUCGUUAUCAGCGCUAUAUACAAUUGCUGAAUGCAAAAUAUCUGUGUGUGCGAGCUGUGUCAUAGUAAGAGUGGAACGGGGGAUGUAAAGGGUAAGGGGGUGCAGGACACAGUAUGUUUUCACAUGGCAGUCUUUCUCUCGCUCCGCAUAUCUUGGCUGACUGGCCGGACGGCCACCAACGUGUUUAUUUGUAAGAGUUGAUGAAGCUCAGAGGUAUCUUGCGACAAGUAUAAAUAAUUUGAAUGAUAUUAUAAAGGUUGUUAAGAGAAAGAUGAGCUCUUAUGAGAGAAAGGACCUUAAAGAUGCUGGAAGAAUGUAAUAUGAAUAUUUAUUCACCGUGAACUUUGUUGAUGAGUAUAGUGACUCCUCACUGACAAAAUUUGUCUGGAAAGUGACUGUGAUGAAAGGUGCCAGUUUUUUCAUCCAUUGUGCAAACAUGUAUAGAACCUAAUGAGGAAUAACGUUGUGGUAUGCGGUGUUCUUAAUCAUCCCUGUUGGCCUUUGUUCUUUUGUAUUGAUCCAAUUUUUUUAUAUUUUGUGCUUGAGUGUUGGUAAGUUAUGUUAUAUUGUUUUGUUAAAUUUGAUUUGAUAUUGUUUAUCAUGUUUGUAUAUUAGAGAUAUGUUUAAUAUUAUAUUAAUACAAAAUCAGGGAAUUCAUAUUUGUGUGUGUGUAUAUAUAUACACAUAUACUGCUUCUAUUUAGAUAAUGCAAUCUGGGGCAAAUUCAGCAAUUACUCCGUAGGAAGAAUAGAUACCAAAACAUAAAUUUACGGUAAUUAAAGCCAAAUAUGUUCAUUCGUUAGAGCAGCGCUUUUUGCCAUUUGAUUUGCUCAGAAUUCUUCUCCAUGUGUUUUUAUAUAUAUUUUACAGAUUCAGUUCCAGAACAGAUUUGUAAAAUUUUGUGAGAAAGUGUUACGAUUUUAAAUGCGAUUUUUUGAUUAUAAUAUGUUUUAUCCUACUUUUUCACUAUUUGUGUAAUUUAUCUUAGUGAGGAAUGAUAAUGGGUAGUAUAUAAGAACAGUAACUUGUGUGGCUUGACAUUUUUAUGUGCUCUGCAUCAUUGUUUAUGUGAUGCACAGUAUACGAGACGCGUCACUGCCGCAAACAAGUCCGUUUGACACUACUUGACUACUGAAGUGUAAGUUGGACUUAUAUAAAAUUGUGUGCCUGUUGUUAUAUGUAUAUCAGUUUUAUCUGGAACUUUUAUUUAAUCAACAUUUUAAAUAAACAUGUAUGAAAAUUUGGAGUGUGCCAUUAUCAUGUAUGUGAGAUACUUCAAAAAUGUAUGAGCACCAAUUAGCACAAUAUUUUGAAAUUAUCACAAUUUUAUGUUGAAGGUAAAUCAUUUUUAGAUAACCUGUUUGUUGAAUACUUGGAUAUCUGUGUUGUGUAUCAGCCUAUUUCUGAGAUGCGUGAAAUUCUGACCCUGUAAUCAGUUGUGCAAUUUCAGAAGUAAAAAAAAAAAAAUGUAAAAUGAAAAGAAAGUCUUGAUUUUUCAUAAAAUCUUCUUCUUCUUCUUCAUCUCGGUAAAAGUUAGUUGUGGAUGUACCGAUUCUGUCAGAAUGGUAGAAAAUGAAGGCAUCAAACCCUGAAGAUGGAGGUGAUGUGUUCUUUUAAAACAUUGAAUGCCACCUAUAAGAGGAAUGGUGUGACAUGUCAGAAGAUAAUGUCCUUGUAAGAGAUUUAUAAUUGAAUUAAUUAAGACAGUCAAUGGAGCAUCAUGCAAUUUAGUUUUAUCAAUUUGAUAAUACUGAAAGUGACAUUUAAAUAUAGGAUUUGAGACUUUCGCGGCGAGUACAAUCAAUAACAUCUUCUCGGUAAUGGUAACCAGCUAACGCGGCUGAUUGCCCGAGAAGAUUUUAUUGAUAUAAUUUGGAACACUAUCAAUAUCAUAACUUGUCAGUGCUUAAGAAACUAUGAAUCCUAGACACUUGAUAGGAUUCCUUGGACAGGGUAUUUGCUUCUUGCAGCAUCUCUACCGACACAGGACAGUGGAAUGUGGCAGCGUGGACAUCCGUGCCGCAAGUGGGAUUCAAACUCAUGAUUCUAGUACUUGUGCAGUUCAAAGACUUUUUUGGUAAUGGCUAUUGGAAAAUUAUUGGUUAAAUAUUUAUUGGUUCAAAAUUAGUAAUAGAUUAGUUCAAACAUAUUUUAUUUGACACAAGUUUUUGGUUAUUGUACUUCUGAUUGUGUAAUGGUGUAAUGGCUUAUGUGCAUUCAGAUUUAUUCGUUUUCCUCUGGUGUCUGCUUUAGAGACUAGAUUUUAUGAUGCUUUGGAACUUCUGCUUUGGCAGAUGUUUCUUACAUCCAAAAAUCCCAUUCCAUUUUACAUUUUUGUUUACUGUGAGGUGAAAUUACCCUUGACCCUAAUAGUCCAGAAAGAAGCAGCAGUGUGCUAGAAUUAGACACCUCACCAUUCAGAAUAAAUGGGUCACAUGUGAAAUAUUUGUGUCAUUUAAUUGGCCAUAAAUGUUUAUGAACAGAAUGUAUUUUUCCGGGGAAUUAUUGUGUAUGAUGACUGGUAUAUGAAAUAAGAAUGUGUAAUGUUGGUACGUAAUGGAAGCAACUUCUGCUAAUUUGUAUAAAUUUAUUGUAAAAGUAAAAAGUACAUUUGAUGUAUCCUUAA